Messenger RNA from Grus americana (Whooping crane), 1059 nucleotides. It is a transcript of the gene AP5S1, whose product is annotated as adaptor related protein complex 5 subunit sigma 1. Lineage: Eukaryota; Metazoa; Chordata; Aves; Gruiformes; Gruidae. The record is from RefSeq and is a predicted model, not a curated record. Gene Ontology annotation, cellular component: lysosome; late endosome; AP-type membrane coat adaptor complex. The coding region runs from base 360 to 959 and encodes 199 amino acids. The transcript is spliced from 2 exons. Gene Ontology annotation, biological process: double-strand break repair via homologous recombination; endosomal transport.
GGGCACCCCAGCCUGGCACCCCAAUCCCCACCCUGCCUGUACUUCCUCCUUUUGCCCCGCCCCCAGCCCCUCUCCGCCAAUCAUCGCGCCGCCCGCGUAGCCUUGACCGAUCACGGCCCAGCGCAGUCGCGCGCAGCGGGUGGGGCCAAGCUCACCGCCCCCUCUCACCAUUCACCAAUCACCGCCCCCCUUCCUUCCUUCCUUCCUUCCUAUCGGCCAACCGCAGGAGAAUUGAGCCCAGCUACACCCGCCGACCAAUAGCAACGCGGCGGAGGGGCGUGUUGGCUCCGCCCAUUUCCCCCCUCCCUCCCUUACACACACGUGACGGACAGGCGGGCCGGGGUCGCGGCGCCGUUGCCAUGGUGAGGGCGUUCAUCCUGCUGGCGCUGGGCGGGCCGGACCCCCCAAGCCCCGCCCCCUGCCGCGUGCUUUACGCGCGAAACUUCGGGACCCCCCCGGGGACCCCCCUCGAUCCCGGGGGACCCCCCCGGCAGCGUCUCCGUCGCAAGGAGCAGAUGCUGGCAGUGGCCAGGCAAGUGGCCUCCCAGUGCCGGCUGCUUCAGUCAUCUUUGGGGCGCCCAUCCAUCCCCCAAAUCCCCCAGCUCCCCGACGAGCCCGUGUCGUUGCAAGACGCCCCGGGGGGGGUUUUCCAGCUGCCCCCCGGAGACCCCUUCCCCGAGCGGGUGAGGGUAACCUGGUUAUCGGUGUUCGCCCUGGCUUUCGCUUUGAUUUGCGAUCCCCGAGAGAAUUUAUCGUUGGCCGAAAUCACCCUACGGCGUCUGGCCCCCCGACUGCUCGCUUCCCUACGUCUCCUCGGUCCCGGCGCCGACGUCCUGCUCCGACCCGAUGUCAUCGACGUCCUCCUCGAUCGUCUCCUACCCCACGGGCAGAUGCUUUUCCUCAACGAAGGUUUUCUCCAAGUGACGGACCGGGAGAUGGGUAUCAAAGCAUCCCGCUGAGCCACAACCGGCAUCCCUGCCCCGGCACGCCCCGAUAUUUCGGGAUCCGGGAUGGACAGGAGAAGCGGCUCAGCAAUAAAGACUAACGAGCAGCAAAGAG